AUGGGGUGUUCUGCCAGUAUUUCUGCUGCAGAGGCCUUUGAUAGAGUAAUAAUAACAGUAAUGGGUCUGCCUGGCACUGGAAAGACAUCGAUUAUUGAUUAUUUAGCAGGCGAAUAUGAUCCUUCUUUACCUCCAAUUGAAACAAUAGGUAUUUCCAUAAAGAGCGUAGUAUUGCACGAUCGGGAGUUUAUUUUCCUUGAUACAAAUGGUUUAUUUGCUCAUCAAGAUGAAUGGAAAGAUUGCAUUGAAAAGAGUGAUGGCGUUAUUCUUUGUUUCGAUGCUCUUUCGCUAUCUUGUGCCUAUAACUCUGUUAAACUGAUGUUCACAACAGUUUAUGAUUUAAUCAUCCAAAAAAAUAUUCCAGUAUUAGGGAUCAUGACGAAAACUGAUAAUCCAGAUUUACAAGAAUACAAAUUGGUUCAAUCGAUUUUUGAAAAGAGUUUCCGCAAAGAAAAAUGUUCAUUAAAGCAAAUCAAAAGGCUUGACGACAAAAUAUUCGACAUAUUUCAAUGGUUGGAAGAUAAUGUCUGA
Molecule: messenger RNA, 531 nt
Organism: Trichomonas vaginalis G3
Lineage: Eukaryota; Parabasalia; Trichomonadida; Trichomonadidae
Product: P-loop containing nucleoside triphosphate hydrolases family
Exons: 1
Coding region: 1-531 (176 amino acids)
Molecular function (GO): GTPase activity; GTP binding
Source: RefSeq, a predicted model, not a curated record